AUGGAGACACAGGAGAAGCCUCAGGGCACUACGGCAGAUGAAAGACCAGAAGAACAAACUGUGCAGGGGGAGGGGCCAGAGCUGCUUACCUGCGCGCCCGCGGCUGCAGAAGACGCUCCGAAAGCGCCCUGGGAGGGCCUGUACGACACGUUCAUGCCGCUGCUCAUCUCCAUGACCUUCAACUCCCCGCUCCAGUUCUGGGAGCUCAACUACAUGCAGCAGCAGAACCAGUUCGAUGCGGCGGCCGAGGAACAGGACAAAGUGAGUAGCUUGGCCGUGUGGUUCGGCUACGAGCCCAUACUGGUCGCGCUGCACGAGAUCAAGCAAGUCACACCCAACAUGGACGCCGCGAUACUGGAUCUCGGCUGUGGCAACGGCCACGUGUGCGAGCUCCUGCUGGCCCUCGGCUUCACCAAGUAUAUCGUGCACGGGCUGGACUACAGCGACGCUGCGAUUCGACUCGCCAGGAGCGUGCGACGGAUGUAUCGGGAACAGCGGGAGAACCAGCGACGGCAGGGCGGUGGCGGCGGCGAUGAUGACGACACUGGCAUCGUCCGGACGGGUGGCAUCGACUACGUCGUGGGUGACGCGCUGGCGACGGGCAUCGAGGGCGGCUCCUUCGACGUGAUCUACGACAAAGGCACCUUCGACUCCAUCGCCUGCGUGAGCAAGAAGUUCGUCAAGUCGCGGCCGUCCCUCAUGCCGCCGCACGAGGAGGAGAGCGACGAAGACGAGCAAAUUCUCCGCAGGAGGACGACGGAAGACACGGAGAACGCCAGUGGCAACGAAGAAGAAGAGAAGGCAAACGACGACGAAGAGGACGACGAAGACGAUCGAAUCAAGUAUUGCCGCGAGGUGAACCGAUUGCUCAAGCCGGGCGCCUACUUCGUCAUCACGAGCCAGUGCCACGACGAAGACGAGCUGCUCCGCUUCUUCACACGCGAACCGGAAGGCGAGCCUGCGGGCUGUGAUUUGGAGCUGGUCAAGAACCUCACCGACGCGUUCGCCGACCUGCGGCUGAUGAUCUUCCGUAAGCCUGCCCUCGAACUUGACCAGGACUGA
This is a messenger RNA of Acanthamoeba castellanii str. Neff, 1062 nucleotides long. RefSeq lists its product as uncharacterized. Bases 1 to 1062 code for a protein of 353 amino acids. Lineage: Eukaryota; Discosea; Longamoebia; Acanthamoebidae. The transcript has 7 exons. The record is from RefSeq and is a predicted model, not a curated record.